This is a messenger RNA of Closterium sp. Yama58-4, 633 nucleotides long. Lineage: Eukaryota; Viridiplantae; Streptophyta; Zygnematophyceae; Desmidiales; Closteriaceae. The record is from the annotation of a GenBank genome assembly.
AUGGCUCGCGGAGCUCGUGUUCUUCUCGUCACGCUUCUGUCGCUCAUUCUCGUCGCGCAGCACGUCGCUGCUCUUAGGCCGGUUCCGGCUUCGAAGGACGAUGACAGCGAGAAGGACGGAAGCAAGGACAGGAGCAAGGACGGCAGCAAGAGCAGCGACGGGAGCAAGGACGGCAGCAAGAGCAGCGACGGAAGCAAGGACGACGGAAGCAGCAGUGGUGACGACAGCAACUCCAAGUACAAGCGCUUGGUUGUCGUGCUCUACGAGGACAUUAGCGUCAACACCAACAUUACAGCCGGCGGAUCUGGCGGCACGGGGUCGACGCUUAUGUACAGCACGCCUCUCUACAAGACCAAGGACCUUACGGGCAAGGUUGGUCAGCACUACCUCACGGCGGUAGCCUUGUGGAAUGACAUGGUCAUGCUCUCCUGCAGCCUCAACUUCCCCAAUGGACUUGUUACCGUCUCAGGAGCUUUCAAGUGGACGGAGAACGUGGGGAGGGUUGCCGUGACUGGAGCCACGGGCGCCUACAUUGGGUACUCGGGUACGGCGUUCCUUUACGGUUUGGACGGCACAGUGAAGUCCAGCAAGAAGCACCGGCUCGUGCUGAAAGCAUUCAAGGCCACGUCUUAA